GAACUUCACCGCCGGAAUCUAUGCCUCUGUAAUCCCGGCCAUCCAACAGCACUUCUCUAUUUCGCAAGAUCUAUCAAUAUCUGGCCUUAGUUUCUUCGCUUGCGGUGUUGCGUUUGGCCCCGUCCUGGCGGCUCCGAUUUCAGAAAUCUAUGGGCGCAGGUAUAUUUACCUUCUAUCCAGUCCGAUCACGAUCAUCUGCCUUGCUGGUACAGGUGCCGCUAGAAAUUUUCAGACGGUCGCUGUACUACGAUUCUUCACAGGCCUGUCUGGCAGUCCUGCUAUGGCGGUCGGUGGUGGCACAAUUGCAGAUCUCUGGGAUAUCUCUACCGAACCCUUGGGCUCGCUCAUGCUGCUCUUGAUGGUCGUCUUUACUUUCGUUGGUGCUGAACUCGGUCCCGCCGCAGGCGGAUAUCUAGUCGACAACCGAGGUUGGCGUUGGGCCUUCUGGGUGCCAAUGAUGCUCAACGGCUGUGUAUGGCUUUUCUCCUUGGGUGUACGUGAAACGUACCGUGACCUUCUGCUGCAAAAAAAGAGCCAUGGCCGAGUUGGAACACAAUCUUCUCCGUCACGCAGGUUUCUAUCCGUCCUGGGAAUCACGUUCUCCCGCGCUGUCUACAUGUUGCUCACCGAACCGAUCCUGCUGCUUGUCUCGCUUUAUGGCGCGUUCGCCUUGGGCGUCUUCUAUCUGUUCUACGUGGCCUAUCCUUACAUCCUGAGCAGGGUCUACUCCUUUGGAUUGAAGGAUAUCGGCUUAGCAUACAUCUCGCUUGCGGUCGGGAGUCUGCUUGCUAUACCGGCCGCCAUCGCCAUUGAUAAGACUCUUUAUCAGAGAGCCAGAGCAAAGACUCCGGAUGGUAGACCGCCUCCAGAAGCGAGAAUGUAUGGUGCGAUGGUACCAAGUGGGCUACUACCCUUCAGUUUACUCUGGCUUGCCUGGUCCUCACAUCGAGGUGUUCCUUGGAUCUCUACCGUGCUAUCGGCUGCGCUAUUUGGGCUCUGUCAGGUGCUUCUCUUUACAUACUAUAGUGCCUAUAUGGUCGACAUAUAUAGAGAUAAAGCGGGGGCCUCUGCUCUUGCAGGAAACGGCUUAUUGCGUUAUGGGGACAUCAAUGGGGUGUAUCGCUAG
Molecule: messenger RNA, 1126 nt
Organism: Cladophialophora psammophila CBS 110553
Lineage: Eukaryota; Fungi; Ascomycota; Eurotiomycetes; Chaetothyriales; Herpotrichiellaceae
Exons: 4
Biological process (GO): spermidine transport; transmembrane transport; spermine transport
Cellular component (GO): membrane
Molecular function (GO): spermidine transmembrane transporter activity; spermine transmembrane transporter activity
Source: RefSeq, a predicted model, not a curated record